AUGGCCACAACCCUAGCGUACAGCAUUGAGAACGACGAUAUCCGGAGCGCAAAUAGCCACUGGACUCCAAUUCACAGACUCAUGCUUCCAACUCUGGCAGACAGACACUCUGCAGCGAUCCAGACUCUACAAAAGGUCACCCGGUAUCAAUCCGCCCCCAACAUUGAAUUGAAUCCCCAAUUCGUCCAUCCUCUCUCCCACGGAAUGACGAUAACCGUUUAA
Molecule: messenger RNA, 222 nt
Organism: Penicillium subrubescens
Lineage: Eukaryota; Fungi; Ascomycota; Eurotiomycetes; Eurotiales; Aspergillaceae
Exons: 1
Coding region: 1-222 (73 amino acids)
Source: RefSeq, a predicted model, not a curated record